This is a messenger RNA of Orbicella faveolata, 1131 nucleotides long. RefSeq lists its product as uncharacterized. NCBI's taxonomy places the organism in Eukaryota, Metazoa, Cnidaria, Anthozoa, Scleractinia, Merulinidae. The record is from RefSeq and is a predicted model, not a curated record.
UAAUACCUGUUAAAAAUCUCUCUGAUGCUUCGUCUGUCACGUGUUCAGACUAAACAGCUUGGUACUCAAGGGAAUUUAACCAGUUACGCAGAAAAUUUAUUGGCGCUUUUCUAAGACCCUCGCUUCAUCGGAACAAUGUCAUAGAAAGGAAUAUUGUCUAAUGUUUGAAUGUUUCAGAGCAAUCUAUUCCUUUCUUUGAGUUUCUUUCCCCCUAAGAAACGUUUGUGGAAAAAAGACGACACCAUCUUCGAAUAAGAGAUUUAUUUCCUCGUGACUUCUUGUUUCGUUCAGGCAUCCCGCUGUCGAAGACAAGUAACUCUCAUCAAGCGCAAUGGGCAUGAAGAUCAACUUCAAAGCUGUUGGACUUUGUGUCGCUAUAGCCUUAUCUUUUGCUCCAAGUGUAUUUGCAGGUCGGUACAUCAUCGGAAAAGAAGAAGAUGAGACGUUGUUGAGUCUGAGCAUUGCAUUUCUGGUGAUCUGUAGCGUGUUUCUGCUGGUCAGCAUUGUGGCAGCCUUAAUGAUGUUUAGACGCACACGUGUAUCCUGUGAAAUUACAGAGGACAUGGAUGUCAGAUAUGAGAGCAUGUAUUCUGGCAAGCAGAAUGGAGAGAACGUGCCGGCACAGUAUGAACAGCUCAAGCUAAGUGAGCCAAGCAAUGGAUUUUAUCAGUCUUUGGACGACACCAAGGAACGUGGUAAACAAAACAAUGGUCAAGAGGACGCCAGCGAGACAGAACUCAAAAACAGGCCACUGAGUUCCUUCCAGAAUCCAGCUUACCAAAGUACUAGCAUGAAUUCUGGGCUGGAUGUAGCUAAAGACUGUGAAACGCCGCUGUAGAGUGGUUCUCGCAAGGGUUUUCCUUUUGCAUUGACAUAAAGGAUGUUUACGUAUUUCAUUUAAUACCGCACAAUUUGCUUUGAGACAAGUACUGUAGGAUGAAAAAUUUUGGCGGACGAAAACUUUAAAUCAAAGCAACAUAUUGAUUUUCAACAUUAAAUGCAUAACUUUCUUAUGUAAGUUUUUGUAGGAGCAGAAUUUUAUUCAGUUUUUGGUGUGAUGUCUGACCUUCCUUAGGUUAUGUAUUAUAUGUACAAGACACAGUUUUGCACAAUAAAGCAUUUAACGAAAGA